This is a messenger RNA of Macrosiphum euphorbiae (potato aphid), 471 nucleotides long. The record is from the annotation of a GenBank genome assembly. Lineage: Eukaryota; Metazoa; Arthropoda; Insecta; Hemiptera; Aphididae.
AUGGUGAUGCGUUUUCUCACUAAUGCUAGCCUUGGUGAAUCAGAUUUAAAACUAGGAUUGGGUAAAGAAAUACAUCCAUCUUUAGAAUUUCCUGGUAAUUUAGUUACCCAAAUACCAAAUGAACUCAAAUUAGAUUGUUUUUCAUAUUCAUGGUUGGAAUAUAAGGGGGUUUAUUACAAAAAAAAAGUUCUUUUGGUUUUAGAAUCUUAUCUAGAUCAAUGUGUAUUUGGUGAAGUAAUUUUUAUACUUGUUGGUAAAUCUAAAAUCCCUUAUUUCUUAGUUAAACGUGUGUACACAGUUGGUUUCGACUCUCAUUUUCAUGCGUUUGAAAUUAAAAUUGAUAAUUCUGAUUUAAUUAAUUACACAGAAUUAAUAGGAUGUUACAUUAGUGAAUUAUCUAAUACAACACCAACUGUAGCUCGUACUAUUGGAAAUUUUAAAACAUAUGCUACAUUAAGAUAUGCUACUUAA